UCGUAUCGAUACUGCGACAAGUAUCAUAGAUUUUGACAGAGUUCGGAACAAUUUCUACAUAAAAGUAUAUUUGCCAUUAUUUAAAUUUUAUUUUAGCUAAAAAAUAAUCUAACAAAUUGAAUAUAAUAAGCAUUGUUUAUCGUUCAAUAUUAAUUUAUAAAUUAACAAUAAUUUAAUUCAAUAAACUUUUAUAUCAAUAUUGUUAUUUUAUAAAUAUUCUGUUACAAUAUUAUAAGAAACAAUGAGUUCAUUACAUCUUGGAAAAGGUUCUAUAAAACCAGCAGAAAUUGAAGGACAAGCAAGAUUGUAUAGUAUGAAAUUUUGUCCAUAUGCUCAUAGAAUUCGUCUAAUACUUUCCAUUAAAAAAGUUCCUCAUGAUAUCGUUAAUAUUAAUUUGAAAAACAAACCGGAAUGGUAUUUAGAAAUUCAUCCCGAAGGAAAAGUACCAGCAUUUGUAGAUGCAGAUGGUAAAGUAGUCGUUGAUUCAACAGAAAUUGCAAAUUACAUAGAUAAAAAAUAUCCUUUACCUGAAUUGUAUCAUGAAGAAACAAAAAGUCGUGAUUUAGAAUUACUUGAACAUUAUUCCAAGAUUAUUGACAUUUUUUCAAAUUGUAUACAUGGUAAAGAUUCAAGAACAUUAGAUGAAAUAGUGGAUGAAAUAAGUAAUCUUUUAGAAGAGUUUGAGGAUGAAUUAAAAAUGCGUGACACAGAUUUUUAUGGAGGAAAUGAACCUAAAAUGUUGGAUAUCCUCAUGUGGCCUUGGAUUGAAAGAGCAAAGUCAUUAUCUGUAAUUUAUAAACAACCUUUAAAUGUCAAUAAACAAAGAUUUUCAAAAAUUAUGAAAUGGAUUUCUGAAAUGAGAGCACAACAAUUUGUACAAGAGAAUGCAUGUUCUUAUGAAAAAUUUGGGCAGCUUAUUAACGAAAUGAAAUCUUCUGAUGUUGAUUUCGAUGCUAUAUAAAGAUGUCAUCAAAAUGUUAUAAAAUGCUUUUACAAUAUGAUAGACAAAAGAGAAAAAGUAAGAGAGAAAAAUAUUUAUCAUUAUUAUUCCUAAUAGACAUCGCUGUAUUAUUAUCUUUUUAUUCAAAUAAUCCAUUUUAAUCAAGUCUAAAUAAAAAAGAAUAAGUUAUUUAAAAAAAAGAACUGAAAAUCAGUUUUGUGAUUUAUCAUGACACAAUGACAAUAUAUAAAAUAUGCUUCUUAAAACGAGUUGUUUUUUUAAUUCCUUAAAUAAUAUUUAUAUAGUACUCUAAUCGUAUAAGAGAUACAUCAUACACAAUGACAAAAUUAUCAACACGUGGCCUCCCUGCUGCUCGAAAAGAUAACGAGUUCCCUAACUUCGAUAUUCUUUUCUAACUAGCAGCGAGAUAAGAUCUAAUAUUUGAGAGCAAUUAAUUAAUUUGAUCUACCUUGCGUAUGAGUCCCAUUAGUAUAUAUAUUAUAUAUAUUUACAUAUACAAAGAUAGAAAUAUUCAAACGUUUUGACAAUAUACUAAUGUAUAUUCUAAUAUAAAUUAAUCUAUGUUGAAUGAAUUUCUUCUAUAUUCAAAUGAGCAAUAAAUCUCAAUCUCAUUUGUAAA
Molecule: messenger RNA, 1580 nt
Organism: Vespula pensylvanica (western yellowjacket)
Lineage: Eukaryota; Metazoa; Arthropoda; Insecta; Hymenoptera; Vespidae
Product: glutathione S-transferase omega-1-like
Exons: 6
Coding region: 242-961 (239 amino acids)
Biological process (GO): glutathione metabolic process
Cellular component (GO): cytoplasm
Molecular function (GO): glutathione transferase activity; glutathione dehydrogenase (ascorbate) activity
Source: RefSeq, a predicted model, not a curated record